GGCGCGCGACGGGCCGAAACACCGAGAAUGAGAAUCCCGGUUUGAACCGGAUUGAACCGGUCCGAGGUUGGAAGCAUGAGCGGAGAGGAAGAGCGGAGCCUCACGCUGUAAAAGCCGGAGCUGCCCCACACUGUGUGCGAGCACAGACUGAAAUAAAGUGACUCAAUUGCGGGCUGAUGAGCCGGAACACCGACUCUGGGCUGUUAGCUUAGCAUCACGUUAGCCGCCAGAGCCGAAUCCUCAUUGACUUUGCCAUUAGCACGCUAGCUGGCUGUUAGCCCGGUGGGAGUCGGCUGUGGUGACAGGUAACGAAAACCAUGGUCCGCCGCGGCUAGAGGAGGAGAACCAACCGACCGGAGAGGUUUCAACACGGCGACCAGGACCCACACGCACCCGGGGGGAACGUUUAAAGUUGGCGGUCACUGCCGGUGUCAGCCAGGGGAGCUAGCGUUAGCUUCGUGCUAGCGGAGGUUAGCAGCGGAGGAAACGUGCCAUGAGAUAAAAGUUGAUCGGGUUUUUUUUUUCCAUCGCAUCGAGAAGAUUCGUAUUUUCGCUCCUCGGCCACAGCUCGCACCAGUCCCCGGACAACCGCUCCAGACGAGCCGGACAGGACUCCCCAGAAGCUCUAUGCCAGCAGAAAUGACGAUGUUGGCCGAUCACCCAGCCAGACAGCUGCUGGACUUCAGUCAAAAACUGGACAUCAACCUGUUGGACAAUGUUGUCAACUCUAUGUACCAUGACAUUGGUUCCCAGCAACGGGUGGCUCAGGAAGUGCUGACCAACCUAAAAGACCAUCCAGAUGCCUGGACGAGGGUCGACACUAUCCUGGAGUUCUCACAGAACAUGAAAACCAAAUAUUAUGCGCUGCAGAUUCUGGAGGUAGUCAUCAAAACUCGCUGGAAGAUUCUCCCGAGAAAUCAAUGUGAAGGAAUCAAGAAAUAUGUUGUCGGUUUGAUCAUCAAGACGUCUUCUGAUCCUGCCAACAUGGAGAAAGAAGGAGUUUACAUUUCAAAACUCAACAUGAUCCUCGUUCAGAUCCUGAAGCAGGAAUGGCCCAAACACUGGCCCACAUUCAUCAGUGACAUCGUGGGCGCGAGUCGGACCAGCGAGAGCCUCUGUCAGAACAACAUGAUCAUCCUCAAACUGCUCAGUGAAGAGGUCUUUGACUUCUCCAGUGGCCAGAUGACCCAGGUGAAGGCCAAGCACCUCAAAGACAGCAUGUGCAACGAGUUCUCCCAAAUAUUCCAGCUGUGCCAGUUUGUGAUGGAGAACUCGCAGAACGCUCCGCUGGUGCACGCCACGCUGGAGACUCUCCUCCGCUUCCUCAACUGGAUUCCUUUAGGUUACAUCUUUGAAACCAAACUCAUCAGCACGCUGGUCUACAAGUUCUUGAAUGUGCCCAUGUUUCGCAAUGUGACGCUGAAAUGUUUGACAGAGAUCGCUGGCGUGAGCGUCAACCAGUACGAGGAGCAGUUUGUGAACCUGUUUACUCUCACCAUGUCCCAGCUUAAACAG
This is a messenger RNA of Paralichthys olivaceus (Japanese flounder), 1515 nucleotides long. The record is from RefSeq and is a predicted model, not a curated record. NCBI's taxonomy places the organism in Eukaryota, Metazoa, Chordata, Actinopteri, Pleuronectiformes, Paralichthyidae.